AUGUCUUCCUCCCCCCCUGAGGACAUGCCCCAAGAGCCUGGGCCUGAGCGCUCAAGCUCCAACUCCGUGAAGAAGAGAAGAAAGGGGCUGCCGAAGGAGGCCAGCAUCCGGGCCCUCACCAGGGCCGGGCACGGCGCCCUGCAGGCAGGCCGGAACCACGAGGCCUUGACCAACUUCCAGAAGGCCUUUCUCCUGGCCUCCGAGGCCCCGCACGCCCCGGCUGGCCCUGUUCUCCGGGCCUGCGCCUUCAACCUGGGAGCUGCCUACGUGGAGACUGGGGAUCCGGCCAGAGGCCUGGAGCUGCUCUUGCGAGCCCACCCUGAAGAGAAGGCGCAGGGUGGGGGCCGUGGUGACCAGUGCUUCAACGUGGCUUUGGCCUACCAGGCCCUGGGCGACUUGCCUCAAGCUCUGGCCUGGUACCACAGAGCCCUGGGCCACUACCAACCACAGGGCGAGCAGGGAGAAGCCCAGGCAAAAAUGGGAGCCUGCUACCAGGCUCUGGGGCAGCCCGAACUCGCAGCCCCCUGUCUGCAGGAGGCCAGUUGGGCUUAUGUCCAGGCAGGGCGGCCUCAGGCGGCAGCCCUGGCACUGGGGGCCGCAGCACGGUGCAUGCUGGAGGGCGGGCAGCAUGGCGUGGGUGAGGUCCUGCAGGUACUGCAGGACAGCUGGAAGCUUGCCGAGAGGAGCACCGAGCGGGAGUUUCUGGGGCAACUCUAUAAUGACCUUGGCCUGGGCUACUCCCAGCUCCGCUUGUUCCCACUGGCCGUGGAGGCCUUCCUGCAAGCCCUGCCCCUGUGCCGGGGGCCGAGGGAGGAAGCCACGGUGCUGAGAAACCUUGGGAUGGCCCACAAUGCCCUCGCCAACUACCAGGAGGCUCUGGAGUACCACCAGAAGGCGGCCGACCUGCAUGGCUCCCAGGGGCAGCGGUGGGAACAGGGCCGGAGCUUUGGCAGCCUGGCAUUUGCACUGAGCCAGCUGGGGGACCACAAGGCCGCCAGAGACAACUACCUUCAUGCCCUGCAGGCCGCCAGGGAUACCGGGGAUGUCAAGGGGCAGUGGCAAGCUUGUGAGGGUCUGGGGGCUGCUGCGGCCAGACUGGGGCAAUAUGACCAGGCCUUGACACACUAUAAGGAAGCGCUGGCUCAGUGCCAGAAGGAGCCGGCUUCUGUGAGACAGCGCCUGGUGGCCAAGCUGGCGGAUGCGAUGAGGACCCACUUGGCCCAGGGCGGCCUGGCGCAGACUCACAGCCCGCCCCUGGCUUCAGGGAGGCCCUUCCCAGCAGCAGGGCCCUCAGCCACUGUGCAGUGGGGGACUGCGGAUGGCCAUCGCAGCUCUGCCAGUGGGUGGGAAGGCGAAAGGUCUGAGAAUGACUUGGAAGAGGAUGGGUCGCCGACGGUUCCUGCCAUGUCUCGGUCUGGGAGGCUGGAGCGUCCAGGACCCAGGAGACAGCUCUCAUUUGAAGGCGCAGGCUCCUCCAGAGCGAAGCUCCCCGGCAUCGUGGUACCCAGUGGCCCUCAAGCCCAUAGUUCAUCCAAAUGGUCCAGAGAAGCCGGCAUCCGGCAUCCACAGAGGAGACCCACGGAGUCUGGCUUCUGCACCAUCACGUGACAAGGCUCUGCUCACCACGGCUCUGGCCUCUGUAGUCCCUCCUGAUACACAAGUGAAGAGACCUCUCCAAUUGUGCAGGUCCUUAAACCCUGUGUGGGCGUGCGCCACGCGAGGUCAAUGGCUGGGCUCCUGAGCAGGUGGGGAAGGGCGUCUGUAUGCUCCCCACUGGGAUUUUCUGGACUCCAUCAGCAAUCGGAAAAAUGACAAUAGCUCCUGGAUUCCCCUUUUCUUUUUGCAUCCAACCUCGUGAUUGCGAAGGUCCUUGUCAAUCUCUAAGAAACUGUGCCUUUUGGGGGGUCCCAUGGCUUUGCAAUCACUGACUCUCUUUAGACGUCCAUGUUCUCCUGUGCAGUGGGCAGAAGAAUAUCAUGGGGGAGGCAGUCAUUAUACCUGUCAUCUGUGCAGUCUUCCUCCUCUGUGAAGCCCCCCGGCAUACUGCUGGAGUCAGGUUUAUAGCCUGUAGAGCAGUGGUUCUUGACCUUCCUAACGCUGCAACCCUGUAAUACAGUUCUUCAUGUUGUGGUGAC
Echinops telfairi (small Madagascar hedgehog) is the source of this 2135-nucleotide messenger RNA. RefSeq names its product tetratricopeptide repeat domain 24 (gene TTC24). Lineage: Eukaryota; Metazoa; Chordata; Mammalia; Afrosoricida; Tenrecidae. The coding region runs from base 1 to 1608 and encodes 535 amino acids. The record is from RefSeq and is a predicted model, not a curated record. Gene Ontology annotation, molecular function: protein binding. The transcript is spliced from 9 exons.